AUGAAUUUUGCUGGCUGGACUCAUUUAUCUCUAUACCAGUAUAGCAUUCAACCAAGAGACGAAUUUCGCCGAGAUUACAAGCAAAUGCAACCUUCAAAAGAGGAACGUUCAUCUGGUGCAUCAAACAAAUUGGAGACCUCAUCUACAGUCUACAAGACAAUAGGCACACAUAUCACGUGA
This is a messenger RNA of Botrytis porri, 180 nucleotides long. RefSeq lists its product as uncharacterized. NCBI's taxonomy places the organism in Eukaryota, Fungi, Ascomycota, Leotiomycetes, Helotiales, Sclerotiniaceae. The record is from RefSeq and is a predicted model, not a curated record. The transcript has a single exon. Bases 1 to 180 code for a protein of 59 amino acids.